AGAGACGCACACACUAACGGUACACACGGCGUAUUCCGAGUGCACGCGGUAUAACCGCGCCUAAGAAACGAAGAAAGAUAAAGCACGGCCGCGGUGGCGUAAUUUCUACUUCUUUGCAAGAAAACUCGCCUCUCUCUCUUCUCUAUUCUCUCUCUAGAAAAGAAAGAGAAAACCGGACAGACUGCUGAAUUAGAUUGUGAAUUGUUAUCGAUUUAUUCUCACAUUAGGAUCCAUACAUGGAGGUGGACGAGGGUUGUAAUGAUGCCCUACCAGUGCCCCAAGAUCGAAGACCUGACGCUCUCGGAGACUUCGUCGUUCUUCCAGAUGAAAUCAUAUGUGCUAUUUUGUUCUAUCUCUCUCCUUCAGAUGUCGCUCGUCUUUCUUGCGUUAGCAGUGUGAUGUACAUACUAUGCAAUGAAGAACCACUGUGGAUGAGUCUAUGUCUUAACAAUGUAAGUGGUCCGCUUCAGUACAAAGGCUCCUGGAAGAAAACAGCAGUGCAUCAGCUGCAUUUGCCAAACGAAUAUGUGGAACCCCACAGAAAACCACUGCAGUUCGACGGUUUCCAGUCUUUAUUCUUGUAUAGGAGAUUCUACCGUUGCUAUGUCUCGUUACAUGGAUUCUACGUUGAUAAUGGAAAUGUGGAAAGAAAGAAGGACCUCUCCUUAGAAGACUUUGAUCGUGUGUAUGAUGGGCAAAAACCGGUUUUGCUUUCUGGGUUGGCCGAAACGUGGCCAGCAAGGCAUAAAUGGGGAAUUGACCAAUUAUUGCUGAACUACGGUGACACGGCAUUUAGGAUUUCUCAAAGGAGUUCUAGGAAAAUUACUAUGAAAUUCAGGGAUUAUGUCUCGUACAUGCAAACUCAACAUGAUGAGGAUCCUCUCUAUAUUUUUGAUGAAAAGUUUGGGGAAGUUACGCCGGGCUUGCUGGAGGAGUAUAGUGUGCCUCAUCUAUUCCAAGAAGACCUUUUUGAUGUUUUAGAUCACCGACCCCCUUUUAGGUGGCUCAUUAUUGGGCCAGAGAGGUCUGGUGCAUCUUGGCAUGUUGAUCCAGCUCUUACGAGUGCCUGGAAUACUCUUCUGUGCGGCCGUAAAAGGUGGGCUUUGUAUCCUCCAGGAAGAGUACCCUUAGGUGUGACUGUACAUGUAAAUGACGAAGAUGGUGAUGUCAAUGUUGAGACUCCAUCAUCAUUGCAGUGGUGGCUAGAUUUUUAUCCUCUUCUUGCUGAUGAAGACAAACCAAUAGAAUGUACUCAAUUGCCCGGUGAGACAAUUUUUGUUCCAAGUGGAUGGUGGCACUGCGUGUUAAAUCUGGAAACCACUGUAGCUGUUACACAGAAUUUUGUAAAUUCAAAAAACUUUGAAUUUGUAUGUCUGGACAUGGCUCCUGGUUUUCUACAUAAAGGAGUUUGCCGAGCUGGACUGCUUGCCUUUGAUGAAGGCAGCUUUGAAGAUGCUGAAAAGAAUACUUUGUAUGCCGAUGAUAAUUUGACGUCCCACUCAGACCAUACUAGGAAAGAAAAGAGGGUCAGAGUUUGCAAAUCUGUAGAGGAUACAAAUUAUGAAACUGAUACAAACAGUGCUUCUAAAAGUUACGAGUUGCCUAAUCAAAAAUUUUCUUAUGAUAUAAAUUAUUUGGCCAAGUUUUUGGAUGAAGAGAGGGAUCACUACAGUUCCUUAUGGAGCUCAGGCAACUGCAUAGGACAACGAGAACUGAGGGAAUGGUUAUGGAAGCUUUGGGUUGGAAAACCAGGACUGAGAGACCUUAUAUGGAAGGGAGCAUCUCUUGCAUUGAACUGUGGCAAAUGGUCCGAGUGCAUGGGAAAAAUUUGCGACUUCCAUAAGUUGCCUUUCCCCACAGAUGACGAGAAGUUUCCUGUUGGCAUGGGUAGCAAUCCUGUUUACCUUGUUGAUGACCAUGUAAUUAAAAUCUAUGUUGAAGGAGGGCUGGAAGCUUGUCUUCAUUCUUUAGGCACUGAGCUUGAGUUUUACAGUCUACUGUGCCAAGUUAACUCCCCUCUGAAAAAUCAUGUUCCUGGUAUUUUAGCAAGUGGGAUUAUCUUUUUUGAAAAUGGGUCAUAUACAAUUGUUCCUUGGGAUGGCAGAGGAGUUCCUGAUGUGAUUGCUAACUGUAAGAUGAUUCCAAAAAUUUGUAUGGAAGUUGAUUUUCCAUUUGGUGCUUGGAGCAAAAAGCAGUUUGAAUACAGAAAUGCUGGAAUGUCAAUAAAUGAAUCAGUUAGUUCCACUGGAUGCUCAAGGAUGUGGCCGUAUAUUGUAACAAAAAGAUGCAAGGGGAAAAUAUUUGCUGAGCUAAGGGAUACCUUGUCUUGGGAAGAUAUGCUAAAUUUGGCUUCCUUUUUGGGAGAUCAGCUCCGUACCCUUCAUCUUUUGCCAGUCCCAUCUUUGGAUGAUUCUACGUUUUCCGUUAUUAAACAGAAAAUGGAAUUGUUCGGUAAUGAUGAGGUUAUGGAGGCUGUCACUGAAAAACCUAAUGCUCCAGCAGAAAGGAAAAUUUUCGUCCGAACUCUGACCAGAAAGAAAGAGGAUAUCAUAAAUCGCAUAACUAAAUGGGGCAAUCCAAUUCCCAACAUUCUGAUGGAGAAAGUUAAUGAAUAUAUCCCCGAUGAUUUUGAAAAGUGGUUCAAUAUCUAUGAGGAUGAAAACGGCCCACCAAAAGUUUGUAAACCUUUCUCCUGGAUACACACAGAUGUAAUGGAUGACAAUAUUCACAUGGAAUCAUGUCGGGUUAGUUCUUGCUCAACAGGGAAUACCCUAGAUGCUGGCCUGAUGGACAAUGGUUUUGUGAAUGGUCAUAAUCGCAGUGAAAGUGAAAAUUCAUGGCAUCCUAGCCACAUCCUUGAUUUCAGUGAUCUGUCUUUUGGAGAUCCCAUUUGUGAUCUGAUUCCUAUACAUCUGGAUGUCUUUAGAGGAGAUUCUCGCCUUCUGAUGCAGUUUCUAGAAAGCUAUAAACUUCCAUUGGUGAGAAUAUCACAGCAUGAAUCAAUAAAAAGUUGCAGUAAGUUUGGACGACUCUCAUACCGAGCCAUGUGCUAUUGUAUUUUACAUGACGACAAUGUCUUGGGAUCCAUUUUAAGUCUAUGGAAAGAAGUUAAGAAGGUGAGUUCAUGGGAGGAAGUUGAGGAAAUAGUGUGGGGAGAUUUGAAUAAUUACAAAGUUUUUUGCUGAUUAGUCCCGUCAUUUCGUUUUACUCCUUGGGAGCAUCGGCCAUGGAUUUGCAAGCCUGUGCUGCACAUAUAACAUGUUUUAUUAUACUUCAAAAGCAUUUUGCAGAUAGAUCAUUGACAUUAUUUAGCAGCUAACUAUAUAGUUGCAGGACUUUUGACAAUAAUUAGCAAGUCCAUCCUUGUAUAAUUGUCGAGUUCUGUUUGUUCUAUGUUUCUUUCAGUGAGGAUGUAAUAAGGACGCUAUGAAUGCGUACUGUUUGAGGGUUGUAUCAUUGUUACAAUUGUAAAAUAAUUUAUCAUUCUUGUGAUUUUUCUAUGAAUCUGGAAUUGCUAGAUUUAUUUA
Molecule: messenger RNA, 3527 nt
Organism: Cornus florida
Lineage: Eukaryota; Viridiplantae; Streptophyta; Magnoliopsida; Cornales; Cornaceae
Product: lysine-specific demethylase JMJ21
Exons: 16
Coding region: 237-3185 (982 amino acids)
Cellular component (GO): cytoplasm
Molecular function (GO): protein binding
Source: RefSeq, a predicted model, not a curated record